Eutrema salsugineum is the source of this 3531-nucleotide messenger RNA. Its product is annotated as disease resistance-like protein CSA1. The transcript is spliced from 5 exons. Gene Ontology annotation, molecular function: ADP binding. The coding region runs from base 1 to 3531 and encodes 1176 amino acids. NCBI's taxonomy places the organism in Eukaryota, Viridiplantae, Streptophyta, Magnoliopsida, Brassicales, Brassicaceae. Gene Ontology annotation, biological process: signal transduction; defense response. The record is from RefSeq and is a predicted model, not a curated record.
AUGGUGACAACUCUUUCCUCUUCUGACGUCAAAGUAGGACCAGAAGUGUUCAUCAAUUUCCGAGGAGAUGAGCUGCGUAAGUCCUUCAUCUCUCAUCUCUAUUCUAGAUUGAGAAGUGAAGGGAUCAACGCUUUUAUAGACACUGAUGAAGGCGCUGGCCAAGAACUCGAAAACCUUUUCAAAAGGAUCGAGGAGUCGAAGAUUGCGCUGGCGGUUUUAUCGAGUAGGUACACGGAGUCACAUUGGUGUUUGCAGGAGCUAGUUAAGAUCAAGGAAUGUAGCAUGAAAAGUGAAGGAUGCAAUAACAAUUUAUUUGUCAUUCCAAUCUUCUACAAGCUGGAGACAUCCACGGUAAGGGAGCUUACAGGAAAGUUUGGUCUUAAUCUCUGGGAUCUCUGGAGGGUACCCGGUCACGAUCGUAAUCGAGACAAUCGGAUUGUUAAGUGGAACGAAGCAUUGGAGAAUGUUCUCGGCAAAAAGGCCUUGAUAUUGACAGAAACCGGUAAGGAGGACGAUUUCUUGUCAACAAUCGUCACACAUGUUAAGAAUGCCCUAGGCGCAAUUUCCUCAAAAAGAGGAAAAAACCCUAAACCACAUAAUGGGGGAGGAGUAAACCCUAAGCCCAAAAAAUGUCUUACCAUAUCAUCAAACAAUACUGAACCAGGGGAACAACGCCUAAAGGAACUGGAAGGAAAGUUGGAUGUUCAUUGCAAUGAUAACGAUACUCGUAUUCUUGGACUCGUCGGGAUGCCCGGAAUCGGCAAAACCUAUCUUGCCAAGAAACUCUUCGACAAGCUUAAGAACCGGAUCAUUUAUUGUGUGUUCAUCCAGUUCGAGCGUCAGAAGUCCAAGGAGCAGGGAGCAGAGUGGCUACAGAAGAGGCUUGUGGAAGGUUUACUAGAUCAAGAUGAUCUCAAAUUACGAUGCGCGGAUCAAAAUGCAGUUGAGUCUUGGAUGAAGCGCCUUGGAAAAUAUAAGAUCGUGGUUAUUCUCGAUAAUGUUAUUGACCGGGAACAAAUUGAUGAGGUUAUUAGGAACCAGGACUGGAUUAAGAAAGGGAGCAGGAUCGUCAUCACAACACGAGACAAGUCAAUCCUCGAGGGACUGGCUUGCGAUCUCUAUGAGGUCCCUGAGUUGAAUGAGAGAGAGGGCUUGGAGCUAUUUAGAGCUCAAAUGUGUACUACUCUCGAGGGAAGUUUCAUGGAACUGUCUAGAAAGUUCGUGGACUUUUCUGGAGGUAACCCAUUAGCUCUCAAGGCAUUUGGUGAGGAGCUUUGUGGGAAAGACAAGAGUCACUGGGAAGCAAGACUUGGAACACUCACACAAUGUUCCAACCAGAAUAUUGGAAGACAGUUGAGAAUCUGUUUUAAUGAACUAAACGAGCAGCAGAAAGAUGCGUUUCUUGACAUAGCCAAUUUCUUUAGAUCACAAGAUGAGCACUACAUCAGAAGUUUACUCGAUUCUUCUGGCCCUGAAUAUGUCGGAGCUAGGAACGAACUUAGCGAUCUUUUAGAUAAGUUCUUAAUUAGACUAUCUGAUGGUCGAGUUGAGAUGCAUGAUCUUCUAAUUACAAUGGCCAAGGAGCUUGCAAAAACAAGUGGAGGGAAAUAUUGGCUAUUUCCUUCAAGAUUUGCAGGGUCUACUAAUACGUUGAAAAACAAAGAGGUGAGACUUGAUCAACAGGGAAAGGAGAAAGUUAGAGGUAUUAUCUUAGACAUGUCCAAAAUGGAAGAAAAGCCCUUACACAACCAAGCGUUUGUUGGUAUGAGAAGUCUACGAUACCUGAAAAUCUACUAUUCUCUCGGUCCUAAGCACCGUGAAGUUGAGUGCAAAUUAAAUUUACCAGAUGGAAUUGAGUUUCCAGAAGAUAAUAUUGUACGAUAUCUCGACUGGGUGAAUUUUCCAGGGAAUGAACUUCCAUCAGACUUUGAACCCAAGAAUCUUAUCGAUCUUAGGUUGCCUUACAGCAAGAUUACUAGAGUAUGGAACUGUGCUAAGGUUGCACCGAACCUGAAAUGGGUCGAUUUAAGUCACUCGAGUAACUUAAGUUCCAUUUUAGGUCUAUCAGAUGCCCCAAAUCUUUUGAGAUUAAACCUUGAAGGCUGCAAGAGUUUGAAAGGGCUACCUGAGGAGAUGCAAAAGAUGAAGAAUCUUGUUUUCCUAAACCUAAGAGGAUGCACAAGUCUCUUGUCUCUGCCAAAGAUUACUAUGGAUUCUCUAAAAACUCUCAUUCUCAGCGACUGCUCAAAGUUUCACACGUUUGAGGUGAUUUCAGGAAGUCUUGAAACUCUGUACUUAAACGGCACUGCAAUAGAUGGACUUCCUCCUGCCAUUGGUAAUCUCCACGGACUAAUCUUCUUGAAUUUGAAGGACUGCAAAUAUCUUGCGACUCUUCCUGAUUUUAUUUGGAAGCUGAGAUCUCUGCAAGAACUCAAACUCUCUCGUUGUUCAAGGCUCAAUAGUUUCUCGAUUGAUAAGGAGAACAUGGUAAAGUUGCGGGUCUUACUGCUAGACGAAACAUCAAUAGCAGAGAUACCAGCCAACAUUACCUAUUUAUCUUCACUGCGACGUCUAUGCUUAAGCAGAAAUGAUACAAUCUGCAGCAUACAAUUUGACAUGGAUGAACUACUCCAUCUCAAGUGGCUCGAGUUAAAGUGUUGUAAGAAUCUCACAUCUCUUUCGAGGCUUCCACCGAAACUCCAAUGCUUAAAUGCACAUGAUUGUACUUCACUAAGAACGCUUGAAAGUCCAGUGACUCUUCUUAUGCCAACAGAGCAGAUUCAUUCCACCUUCAUUUUCACUAACUGUCACGAACUGGAACAAACCUCAAAAAAUGCUAUCAUAUCUUACUUUCAGAAGAAAAGCAAGUUGAUGUCAGAUGAUCGAUAUAAUCAGGAUUUUGUCUUCAAAGCCUUGAUCAGUACUUGCUUUCCUGGAUGUGAAGUACCUGCAUGGUUUAACCACAAAGCAUUGGGAUCAGUCUUAGAGCUGGAGCUUCCUCAAGGUUGGAAUGAAGAAAGAAUCACUGGGAUAGCUCUAUCUGUUGUAGUCUCGUUCAACGGGUGCACAGACCAAAACAACAGUCUCCAAGUGAAAUGUACCUGUGAGUUUACUAAUGUCUCUUUGAGCUCGGAAAGUUUCAUUGUUGGUGGUUGGUCCGAACCAGACGAAGAGCCACAUACGGUUAAGUCUGAACAUGUCUUCAUUGGCUACACCACUUGGUUCAACAUCAAGAAACGUCAACAACAUUCAUCAGUCGAUUCUGUUUCUCUUAGAUUUGAAGUGACAAAUGGUACAAGCACGGUUGCAGAAUGCGAGGUGAUGAAGUGUGGCUUCUCUUUGGUUUAUGAGCCGGAAGAAGCUGAGAACACAUCUUGCGAGGAAAAUUCAAGGAUGGAUAAAAGCAGCUCUUUUACAGUAGAUAAUGAUGAUUGCCCUGGUGAAUCCUACUCUGAUAAUACGCCAACCACAGCGGACUCUAAGAAGACAAAUAGUUUCCUGGAUAGUUUAUUACGUAGAAGAGCGCAAUGA